This is a messenger RNA of Monascus purpureus, 2063 nucleotides long. Lineage: Eukaryota; Fungi; Ascomycota; Eurotiomycetes; Eurotiales; Aspergillaceae. The record is from the annotation of a GenBank genome assembly.
CGAUUAUGUCAAGCCACGUGCUUGUGAUGGCCUCAGGCAAAAAAUCAAAGCACGUGUAGAAGAGUAACUGAUUUCUGUUAAAUUCAAGGUGUUCAAAGAGCUUGGUGGACCCAUUGAGUCUACAUUCUACAAAAGUGGUAUUGGCUGCUCGACUUCCCACCGUACUUUCAGACCAUUCUAAGUUGCAGACCGAUUGAACAACCUUCCCGAAACUUCGAUUUUCGCGCAGACCUAAAGCUGGCAUUUGCGGGGAGAGUCGUUGACAGAUCAUCACCUACGUCCGUGUCCUGUUUCCAUUCUGAAAAGCCCUUCUUUAUCUCGUGGGGAUCUACAAAGUACAUUCUGAUAGAGACGACAUUUUUUUGAGCCUCACCGUAUUUCAGAAUGUCUUCCACCGCGGUCGUGCAUGGUGACGAGCUUGACAUGGAGCCUACGCUCCAGUCCAUCGUCAACCAGAAGACUCUCCGUUGGAUUUUUGUGGGAGGUAAAGGAGGUGUGGGCAAGACUACGACCUCGUGCUCGCUCGCUAUUCAGGUCGCUAAAGUCCGCAAGUCUGUCUUGCUGAUCUCGACGGACCCCGCACAUAACCUGAGCGAUGCAUUUGGGCAGAAGUUCGGAAAGGAGGCGCGGCUAGUCGAUGGCUUUUCCAACCUCAGCGCUAUGGAGAUUGACCCGAAUGGGAGUAUCCAGGAUCUAUUGGCUGGUGGCGAGGGGCAGAAUGACGACCCUAUGGCCGGAUUGGGUGUUGGGAAUAUGAUGCAGGAUCUUGCAUUCAGCAUUCCCGGUGUCGAUGAAGCCAUGUCUUUUGCCGAAGUUUUGAAGCAAGUCAAGUCCUUAUCCUACGAAGUGAUCAUUUUCGACACGGCCCCUACAGGCCACACGCUCCGUUUCCUUCAGUUCCCUACCGUCCUGGAGAAGGCCCUCGCAAAGCUGUCUCAGCUGUCAUCUCAGUUCGGACCGAUGUUGAACUCCAUCUUGGGAUCCCGCGGUGGUCUUCCAGGUGGACAGAAUAUGGACGAGCUUCUCCAGAAGAUGGAGUCCCUUCGGCAGACGAUCAGCGAAGUUAAUACGCAAUUCAAGAAUGCGGACUUGACUACCUUUGUGUGCGUCUGCAUCGCCGAAUUCUUGUCCCUCUACGAGACGGAGCGCAUGAUUCAAGAGCUCACGAGCUACUCCAUCGACACGCACGCCAUCGUCGUCAACCAGCUUCUAUUCCCGAAGAAAGGCAGUGACUGUGAACAGUGCAACGCACGAAGGAAAAUGCAGAAGAAAUACCUCGACCAGAUCGAAGAGCUAUAUGAAGAUUUCAACGUGGUCAGGAUGCCACUGUUGACGGAAGAAGUCAGGGGGAAGGAGAAAUUGGAAAAAUUCAGCGAUAUGCUUGUGCAUCCAUACGUUCCCCCGGAGUGAAGGCCAUGGAGCAAUGGUUGCAGUAAAAGUAUAUUAAGCGUAUUAUCGAAUGAGUUAUGAAAGAGAUAGGGAAUAAUUCAGUUGUUGAACUGCAAGACCGGACGAGCUAUUCAUUGUCCCUUUUUUCAUGCAUCUUCUAUCUGUGGUGCUGUAUACCAGGCAUAGAAAUACCGCGACAUGGAAUCCACAUUGAUCUAAUGCAGCUUACACCUUUUUAUCUUACCAGGCAUAUAUGUAUGUAUGCAUGCAUCCACACCAGACAGACAGCAGACAGAGCUAUUCAGCCCUCGGGGCCUUCAACCCCCCCGGGCGCUACAUGGGGUUUCAACACAGCCACGAGAUGGACUCGGCAAAUAAUUACCGUUAUGAUCAUUUCAGUAGGCAAGUAAGCAGGUCUCGUGGCAUAGAAAAAGUCAGAGAUGAUAUAGUUUCCCGCAUGCGUUCCCCCUUUAUCUAUUUACCUAGUAAUUAGACAUUCUAAUAGUCAUGGUAUAUUUUAAACUCGACCGGGCUGAAUGAGCGAUUACUAUUAGUUUUCGGUGGGAGUUUACAGAUAUUGUGCUAUACAUAGAUAGUUAGUAGGUUGGUUGAUGCUGCUUAGAUGAUCUAUGUUGAACUUGUGAGAGGUGUGAGCUGUCAUCCGUGCAAACGGG